Messenger RNA from Colletotrichum karsti, 681 nucleotides. Its product is annotated as phosphatidylethanolamine-binding protein. Gene Ontology annotation, molecular function: peptidase inhibitor activity; phospholipid binding. The transcript has 3 exons. Lineage: Eukaryota; Fungi; Ascomycota; Sordariomycetes; Glomerellales; Glomerellaceae. Gene Ontology annotation, biological process: regulation of Ras protein signal transduction; regulation of proteolysis. Bases 1 to 681 code for a protein of 226 amino acids. The record is from RefSeq and is a predicted model, not a curated record.
AUGGCGGGAUCAAUUGCAGGCAAGCUCCUGGCAGCGUUCGCCCUGUGCGGCACCGUUGCCGCGGCUCCGAAGCCCGCGCAGGAAGCCCAGUUCGUUCUCAAUGGAAACGCGGACUUGACUCGCGUCCACGAAGAACUUGCCAAGGCGGAGAUUAUUCCGACGGUCAUUGACGACUUCCAGCCUAUCCUGGGCCUCUCCGCAGAAUGGGACUCAUCACACGCGGCGAACCUUGGUAACACUCUCAAGCCCGCCGAUCUUCAGUCUGCUCCGUCGGUGACGCUCGUCGGCGGAUCUUCAAUGGGCGGCAACACCAUUCACACAACAUACGUCCUCACCCUCACCGACCCGGACGCGCCCUCGCGGGACGACCCGAAGUGGUCCGAGUUCUGUCACUGGAUUGCCACCGGUGUAUCCGCCUCGUCUCCCGGAGCCAAGCCCGCUGUCGAGGACGUUGUCGAGUACAAGCCUCCUGGACCGCCCGAGAAGACGGGCAAGCACCGUUACGUCUUCCUUUCCUGGGUCCCCGCCAACGGUACCACCGAGAAACUGAACCUGUCAAAGCCGGAGGAGCGCAAACACUGGGGUGGGAAGGAGGGACGUGGCGUGCGGAACUGGGCCAAAGAGAACGGUCUCAUCCCUGUUGCCGCGAACUUCAUUUACGCGCAGAACGAGAAGCAGUAA